Lycium ferocissimum is the source of this 2121-nucleotide messenger RNA. RefSeq lists its product as uncharacterized. The transcript has 2 exons. NCBI's taxonomy places the organism in Eukaryota, Viridiplantae, Streptophyta, Magnoliopsida, Solanales, Solanaceae. The coding region runs from base 13 to 2121 and encodes 702 amino acids. The record is from RefSeq and is a predicted model, not a curated record.
UUCAGGCCUUUCAUGGCCGCUCAGGCCACUGGACAGCCUCCUAGUGAGGUUGUCCACCCCACCUUAGACUACUCAAAAAUAUUAAAACCCACCACUCUCAAUCCACCAAUACAGCCCGUAGCAGCCAUUCCAAUAAAACCUGUCGUUUUUCAGCAUGGCGAACCCACAGUGCAAUGGGAUAUAGACGAAGUUGAGCGCAUGGUCAUUCUGGAAAAUCUUCAAUAUGCCGUUGUGGGGAAAUUUUCUUAUAGCUGGCCAGAAUUUCAUGAUUUACGGGACAUGAUUCCAAGUCAAUGUGAAAUAAAAGGCAAGUGUGCUGUAGGAUUUUUGUGCAAUCGUCACGUCCUAAUCCGAUUGUCUUUGUUCGAAGAUUACGUUCAGUUGUUAUCCAAACCAGCAUACUAUAUUAGGGAUAAACAUUAUUAUCAUCAAAUGAGACCACUCAAAUGGGAUCCUUGGUUUGACCCGGAGGAGGAGACGUCGAUCGCGAUAGCAUGGAUUUCUUUUCCCACGUUACCUCCUAAUUAUUUCGUCAAAGAAGCUUUGUUCUCAUUAGCUUCAGCAGUUGGAAAGCCCCUCCAUGUUGACUUAGCGACAAAGAAUAAAACACGGCCAAGUUGUGCACGUGUAAAGGUUGAAGUUGAUCUUUUAGCGGAGCAUCCAAAGCGAGUGCAAAUUCAAUGUAUUAAUCCUGCGAAUGGAGAAACAAGGUCUAGGUGGAUUAAAAUUAAAUAUGAUUUUAUGCCGAAGUACUGUACACAUUGUUGUUUGCAAGGACAUGAUGAAGAUGGUUGUAGAGUACUUCAUCCUGAAUUGAUUCUGGGGAAUAAGGAACAGCGAGAUGAUGUUAAUGCCGAGAAAAUUGGUAACCAAUCUGCUACAGGUGAUGGUGAACAAGCAGAUACUGGAAAAAAUCAAUUAGCUACUGUUGGAAAUUCAAAACAAAGUGGAAAACAGCCAGUUAAUUGGAAUGGGAAAAAUUAUACUGCUCCAGUUAGAGUUUUAUCAAGCGGGAAGGUUGUUGGGAAUAUUCAAAAGACAUGGCGAUGGAAUAAAGGUCAAAAUCGACCAACUUUGAUUGAGAAUAGUAACAAUCAAGUUUCAGGAAGUGGAGAUGGUGUAGGUACUGGAAAAGAAUUGGUUACGGUGGGGAAUGGAGUUUUAGCACCUUUUCAGACUUCCAACAAAUUUUCAACUCUUGAUGAGGGUAAUGAAAAUAAUAAUCAGUUGGUCGAGAUUGCAUUGGCACAAGACACAGUUGAACCAGUGGCUAAAGUCAUAGCGAGUGAAGUGGAGCAAAAUUUGUCUACGAGUGACGCUAGGGGGGAGAAAAACGGAGCAGUCCCUGUUUUGAAUGUUAAUGCAAAAAUUUUUUCUCCAGCAAAGAAAAAUGAAUCUCCUGGGAAGGAGAUGAAUACAAAAGAAUGGGUGACUUCAGCCUUUCUCAAGGAAACAGGGGGUCAAUUAGUUACUACUAAUCAGUCAUGCCAAGAAGUUCCAUCUCAAACAUGUACUAAUACUACAAAGGAAGGGGACAAAAAUUUGUGGAGUGAUCAAGUGGAGGAGGAGAAAGAAGAGGGUGAAUUAAUUGCUAACAAAGUUGAUGAACGUGCCAAUGAACAAAGUCGACUGGAUAGCCAAGAUCAAGGCGAUGGUAUCAGUCACACAAAUUCUGAAGCAGUAGUCGUAAUUGCAGGGGCUAAAAAUCCAGCAAAAGGACCAGAAAAAUGCAAUACUGAUGAAGAAGGGGUGAACAAAAAUGGAACUGAAGCAGCGACUUGUUCAGGUGGGAAUAUGAAAGAGUCUGAAAUAAAGGAUGACGCAGUUGCAAACAAGAAUAAAAGCAACAUUCCAGCACAAAUUGUUGCAUCUACUGUAGCUUUGCCAGUUGUAGCUCAUGGGGCUAAGUCAGGAGAAGAAAUUAAAGAAUUCAUCGGCAUUGACCGAGACGAGGAGUCCACUGCUCAAAAUUUCCAUAAUGUUGCAAGAGAAGGGGAUUUAUCUCCUAGACAGAUAGAAAAAGGAAAAUCAGGUGGAAAACAAAGGAAGAAGCAUCAAAAUAACAGUGCACAUGUUUCAGGUGUACAAACAAGGAGAACUUUGUCUAAAUCCAAUAUGUAG